Sceloporus undulatus (fence lizard) is the source of this 553-nucleotide messenger RNA. It is a transcript of the gene RBX1, whose product is annotated as ring-box 1. Bases 39 to 407 code for a protein of 122 amino acids. Gene Ontology annotation, biological process: ubiquitin-dependent protein catabolic process; protein ubiquitination. Gene Ontology annotation, molecular function: ubiquitin protein ligase activity; zinc ion binding; cullin family protein binding. The record is from RefSeq and is a predicted model, not a curated record. NCBI's taxonomy places the organism in Eukaryota, Metazoa, Chordata, Lepidosauria, Squamata, Phrynosomatidae. Gene Ontology annotation, cellular component: cullin-RING ubiquitin ligase complex; nucleus. The transcript is spliced from 5 exons.
GAUUUCGGGGAAAGAAACACCCGCCUCCUAGGACGCGCAUGCGCAUUGAAGGAAAGCCUGCCGGGAGUUGGUUAUUCAAAAUGGCUGCCGCGAUGGAUGUAGACACACCGAGUGGCACCAACAGCAGCGCCGGCAAGAAGCGUUUCGAAGUGAAGAAGUGGAACGCUGUUGCACUCUGGGCUUGGGACAUUGUGGUUGACAACUGUGCCAUUUGCAGAAACCACAUUAUGGAUUUGUGCAUAGAAUGUCAAGCUAACCAAGCAUCAGCUACCUCUGAAGAAUGCACUGUUGCAUGGGGUGUCUGUAAUCAUGCUUUCCAUUUUCAUUGCAUCUCUCGCUGGCUUAAGACUCGGCAGGUGUGCCCCUUAGACAACCGAGAAUGGGAAUUCCAGAAGUAUGGACACUAGCAGAAGAGAGGAGGCUGCCAAGUUUAUUCUGCACCAAGUUUAUUCUGCAUCUAGUUAAUACCCUUUCACCUUGCGAGUGGAUUGUUCCUGUUCCUGUCGUCUCUUGUUUUAUUUCAUCAUAAUAAAGUUCUGUGAAUAGUAAUGAA